AUGGCGCGGACCGCAAUAGGCGGGUUUCAAGGCGGGCUGUCCACCUUCACCGCCCCGCAGCUUGGUGCCGCUGCCAUCGCAGGCGCGGUGGCGCGCGCGCGGCUGCCCGGGGGAGCAGCGGCGGUGCAGGAGGUGGUGAUAGGGAACGUGCUGAGCGCGGGCUUGGGGCAGGCGCCCGCCCGACAGGCCGCGCUGGCAGCAGGGCUCUUAGACACGACCAUCUGCACCACUGUCAACAAAGUCUGCUCCUCAGGACUCAAAGCGAGUCAGGCCAUCAUGCUGGGCCACCAGAGCGUCAUAGCAGCGGGCGGCAUGGAGAGCAUGUCGCAUGCGCCCUACCUGCUGCCACGUGUCAUCAAGCCGCGGCGCCACGGUGACCUGGCGCUGUGCGACUCGCUCAUCCUGGACGGGCUCUGGGACCCCCGCGCCGGCUGCCACAUGGGCACCAUUGCUGAUGCCGCCGCUGCCCAGCUCCGGAUCUCUCGCCGCGAGCAGGACGAUGAGGCGAUCAACAGCUACAGCAAGGCCGUCACAGCACAGGCCACGGGUCUCCUCGCGUCUGAAAUAGUGCCCGUGCCACACCCGCAUGCUGCCACCACUGCUGCUGCUGGUGCUGCUACUGCCACUGCGAAGAAGGGUGAGGGGGCAAAGGCUGGCAAGGGUGGAAGCACGGCUGGUGGAGGAAGAGGAGGCGGAGACGCAUGCUUGAUGCACGACGAGGAAUGCACACGGUUCGACCCUGAGAAGAUGCGCGCGCUACCGCCGGCCUUCUCGCCCAACGGCUCUGUGACAGCAGGCAAUGCGUCGGUGCUGAGUGACGGUGCUGCAGCGCUCGUGCUCACCUCCGCUUCCUAUGCGCACCAACACGGCCUGCCCGUGCUCGCCCGCGUGCUCGGCUUUGCUGAUGCCGAGCAGGCACCGGAGCGGUACCCCACAACAGUGUCGCUGGCCAUCCCCAAGGCGGUGCAGGCAGCAGGGCUGACCCUCGAGUGCAUCGACCUCUUUGAGAUCAACGAGGCCUUUGCUGCCAUCACAAUAGCCAACGAGCGGCUGCUCGGGCUAACCCCAGACCAGGUGAACCUGCACGGGGGAGCAGUGGCCCUAGGCCACCCCAUAGGCGCAUCAGGGGCACGGGUGCUCAUGUCGCUGCUCUCCUGCCUGGCUGCCACGGGGCUCAAGCGUGGCGUGGCAGCGGUGUGCAACGGGGGUGGCGGCGCGACCGCAGUGGUGGUGGAGCGAGAAGAGGGGUUCCGGCUGGAGGGGCACGGGCCGGGGCACUGGCAGCAGCAGGAGAUGCAGGCCAAGGAGCGCAGCGCCGCGCGCUGA
This is a messenger RNA of Closterium sp. NIES-65, 1326 nucleotides long. The record is from the annotation of a GenBank genome assembly. NCBI's taxonomy places the organism in Eukaryota, Viridiplantae, Streptophyta, Zygnematophyceae, Desmidiales, Closteriaceae.